GGCGGACCGACCGACCGGUGAACCUCCAACAGAAGGCCCGUGUGACAAGUCUGUCCCGUGUGGGGUGCUUGAGAUCAGAGCGGCCCGUUUGCUGUAUGCCAUGGCGCUGUAGAUCCUGGGACGUAUCUGGAAACCUGCGUCUUCGACACGUGUGCAACGAAUGGAGACUUCCUCUGCGCUAAUCUAGAGGCAUAUUAUGACUCUUGUAUGCGCGCAGGCGUGUCUCCUUUCUCUUGGCGAACAGCAGACCUUUGUCCUAUGGAUUGCCCAGCAAACAGCCAUUUCUCUACAUGCACGAGCGCCUGCCCUGCGACCUGCGUGAACCCCAGCGCCCCUGACAACUGCAACCUUCCCUGCGAGGAAGGCUGCGAGUGCGAUGAAGGCUACGUGCUAAGUGGACAGGAAUGCGUACUUCAAACGAACUGCGGUUGCAUCGACGACGAGGGGUUCUACCAUGCACUAGGAGAUGUGUGGCAAGAUGACGGUGAGAUGUGUGAAUGCCUUGCAGAAGACACGAUCGUCUGUGAAGGAUUAACCCGGACCGACCUGUGUGCAAGGCCAGCGAGAGGAAUUUGCCGCGCAUGCGGAGAUCCACACGUCACGAUGUUCGACGGAAAGCGUCAUCACUUCCAAGGCCCGUGCAGAUACACAUUCGCCAAGGACUGUGGGAACCCUAGCGACUUUACAGUGGAAGUACAACACGUGCCCGUACCCCGCAGGCCAGUUGUGUCCGUUGUGCGUGAAGUGUUCGUCAUAGCACACGGGUACGAAAUCGGAAUUCACCAAGGAAAUGAUGUGACGGUGAAUGGAGUGCUGUACUCGGUUCCAUUCACUCUGGCCAUGGACAAGAUUGACGUUAGGUACCGAGGUAUAUGGGUUCACGUGCGGCUGGUAGAGUACUGCGUGGACAUCUUCUACAAUGGGCGUCACUGUGUGAAGGUGACGGUUACUCCUUACUACUGGGGCAGGAUGUGUGGACUGUGCGGUAACUACAACGGCGUCAUGAGCGAUGACCUCAUGAUGUCAGACCUUGAGACCAUCGCUCUGAACUGGAACGAUUUCGGAGAUAGCUGGCUGGUCGAGGAUGAAGACGAUGAGAGAUGUGGAGGACACCCACCCCCGCCCACGUGUCCACCAGGCUUGCUGACAGCUGUGUCGGCAAAUGACAUGUGUGGGCUCAUUACAGACACUGACGGUCCGUUUGCUGGGUGCCAUGGCUGUGUGGAUCCUUUAGAUUUCUUCAAUGACUGCGUCUUUGACAUGUGUGCACAGGACGGAGAAAUCGAGGGCCUCUGUGAGAACCUAGAGGCAUACGCUGACGCCUGUGAGGACGACGGUGUGGCCAUUACUUGGCGUACUUCGACCCGUUGUCCCUUGCCGUGUCCACCUAACAGCCAUUACAAUCCGUGCACGAGCAUCUGUCCUCCGACCUGCCAGCAUCCCCUCCCGGACCUAGCGUGUGUAGGAUGUGUAGAAUGCUGCGAGUGCGAUCCAGGGUACGUCAUGAGCGGACCGCACUGUGUCCCGCUAGAGGAGUGCGGAUGCACUGACCCUGACACCGGCCGUUAUUACGAGCUCGGAGAAACCUGGGUAGAGGACGGUCAACGUUGUAUUUGCAGAAAAAACAACAAAAUUAUCUGCAAAGGAUGUUCUUUCGACAUCGUGUUCAUACUGGACCGUUCUUCAAGUAUUGGACCGUACGGGAUGUACAUCGCCGAGAAAUACAUCGCUCAUAUCAUCAAGUGUCUGUAUGGUCUGGAUGUAUACGUCGGGUACAUUGUGUUUGACUGCAUAUCGACGUGGCUGAUCUCUCUGGGACUCUACAACGUGGAUACAUCCGGCCUCAUCCCCAAAAUCAAGGCUGCUGAGUUCACUGGAGGGGAGAGCCGAACUGGGCAUGCCAUUUAUCAUAUGAUGUGUACGGCCAAUUACCGAAAUGGAAUCCCCAGUGCGGCUGUUGUACUGACAGAUGGUUUUGCGUAUAAAGAGUACCCGAGCAACCUGUAUGAAAUCCAGUCCGACUUAGCAAGGGCAAUGGGCAUUGAGUUGUACGCUGUGGCAGUUGGAAGGGACCCCCUCUUCAACUUCAAUGGGCUUGCGAACAUCGCAGGUGGCUCAGACCGAGUGUUCGACCGUUACAGUUGCUGCGCUCUUGCCAUCAGGCUGAUGGAAGACUUAUGUGUGGCGUGUGACGUGAGUUCAGACCUGUUUUUCGUUCUGGACGGAUCUGGCAGCGUAGGCCCUGAUAACUUCGAAACAGUCAAACAGUUUGUUGUGAAUGUGGUCAGCGCCUUCACCAUCAGCUUAACGGACACCAGGGUUGGUGUUGUCCAAUACUCCCAUUUUAACACACUGGCGUGUAACCUGGGAGACCAUCCUGAUGAGGCAUCUUUCGUCACCGCCAUCAACACCAUGCAACACCAAGACGGAGGCACGACAACGGGAGAUGCUAUGGAUUUCGCGCGCCAAGAGGCCAACUGGAGGGAUGCACCUACUCCAAGAAUUAUGAUAGUUCUGACUGACGGGAAGUCAGGGGAUGACGUCGUCGCGGCUGCCCAAGCUUUGGCCGCGGACGGUGUAACCGUGUACGCCAUCGGUGUGGCCAACUUUGACACCGCAGAGCUGCUAGAGAUCACCAACGGCAACCAGGACCGUGUGAUUGAGCUGAAAGACUAUACCGCCCUGACUGCGAGCAUCAACAGCAUCGUUAAGGCCCUUUGCAUCGAUAAUAACCCCUGUGAGAAGGCUGUAGACCCUGGACCCUGCAGGGCUUACUUUCCACGGUGGUACUUCAACAGCCAGACUGGGCAGUGUGAACAGUUCAUCUAUGGAGGCUGCCUUGGUAACGACAACAACUUUGUAACCGCGCAAGAAUGUCAGAAUACCUGUGGACCUACUGACCCCUGCGAGCAGGCAAUGGACCCUGGACCCUGUAAAGCAGCAUUCCCACGGUGGUACUUCAACAGCCAGACUGGGCAGUGUGAACAGUUCAUCUAUGGAGGCUGCCUCGGUAACGACAACAACUUUGUAACCGAGCAGGAAUGUCAGACCACCUGUGGACCUACUGACCCCUGUGAGCAGGCUAUGGACCCUGGACCCUGUGAGGCUAUCUUCCCACGGUGGUACUUCAACAGCCAGACUGGGCAGUGUGAACAGUUCAUCUAUGGAGGCUGUGAUGGUAACGGCAACAACUUUGUAACCGUGGAGGAAUGUCAGGAUACUUGUGGAGUCACUACUGUCGGAUAAUCCGAUACUUUUCCGCUGAUGACUACUGACAAACGGACAGCCUGAUCACAGUAUUCAAGAAGAGAGUGUGAUUCCUUUGAACUUUUUUAUCUUUUAUUUCAGAUUUCAAGUCCUAAUCAUGUCAACUUGUUACCGUGGUCUUAACUACACUAUAACAUAAAUAAAACUACACUAUAAGGUAAAAGACCUUAGUGAUGCUGAAACACUUUUAAAUGAAUUCAAACUGUCAGAGGAAUCAUGUAUCACUUUUAGAGUGCUGUUGGGCAUAUUUUCUACUCUGAAUUCUUAUGUCAAGAUUAGUCUUAUCUUCUUCUAGAUGACCAGGUACGCUUCCUAACUAAGCGAUAUCAUUGCAUCUAGGUGGCCCAAACGGAUAAUUGUGAUACGCUCUCUCGUACUCUCUUUCUGUCUAUCUCUUCAAAGAGGGCCAAAACAGCCUGCCAGCCUCUUCUGUCCACCAGUGCUUGCUUCUUCGCUCCUUCAAAGGAGUAAUCCAACGCAUUUAGGUGUGUGACGCUGCUUUAUGGUCUCUGCUAAAGUGCUACAAUCAAAAAUGAAACUGGCAUGUAACUAUGUGGUUUAAUAGCACUAUUAUCUCAGCUAGAAUUUCUUGCUAGAAUGCUAGGUGCGCUCGUAGUCUGUCUCCAGCAAAACACAAUGUUCCUCAUCACAACGUGUGUAAGGACGUGUUCUUUCAACCUGCUACUCUAUGGAGGACACGUUUUAAUCUACGUACGCUCCCUCACAGUCUGCUCAACAAUAGUUGUGGUUCUUGCAGAAACAUUGGGAGAUUCAGGCAAGUGAUCCAGCCAAACUGAAAUUGACGAUUGCCUAACUUAACGACAAUGUCAUUAACAUGAAAAACACAUCUUGAAAAGGCUGGAUCUAAGUUGUUUUUUUUAAACAGCUGAAGUAUAAAAUCAUGUAUUUGGUGAGUAGGUGUCGGGAAAUUCCGGUGAAAUUUGUCAAAAUUGGUCUAUAAUUUCCACCACAAUAUAUCUGGACUAAAACAACAUGGCAAUGAUCUUGCUUUCCUAUUAGUUGUCACGUUGUUUGGUGUAUUUCGCCCUGAACAAGAAACAAUUGCCCUCAACAUACAAAACAUAAAUAGAAAAUCACUUGAUAAGUCUACUAUAUAAUUCAAGAAGAUUCCUUAAUUACCUAUGGUGUUAAAUGCUGCUAAACGGGGCAAUGUGUUGAAUGUAUAUCAAUAAGUUAAUCGGAAUAUCAUAUUAACCAAGACAAGUUCAUGAGAAGCACAGUAGCAUUAUGCAAUUGUUGAUUUGUUUUAUUUAUCAAAAAUCUAAAUCGAUCAAACAAUUGCAUAGCGUUAUCUGGCUCGAUACACCGAACGACGUGUUAUAUGUCACGGGUAGCUGAUAAGUUUAAAAUCUAACUAUGCUUGCGCUAUGAUUUAAGGCAUUUAGAUUGGAUAAAAUGCUUCGUUACGGAAUUACAGUACGUAAUGCUGAACGCUAGAUGCUUUUCGCGCAGUGGUGAAAUAGUUCAAUUGGUAUUAUUGGGUCUAAGUUAUCCAUACUAUAAUGAUAUGUUAUCCAUAUUAUUUCAUGGUGAAGAAUUCUUCUCGUAAUGUUGAUUGAAUAAUAAUUGUUAAAAGACAAUGCAAAUAAAAAUUGUAAAGACAUUGCCAAUAAAACAAAAGGACCCACAAAUAUUUUGACCAAAGAUGCUUAAUUGCUUAAAGCGUUAUCAGGUAAGACUCGAAAUGUCCCCAUGCCAGAUACAUACAUUUUCGUCUUAAAAUUUGGACCAUACAAUGAAAUGUGACUACUUGAAUCGUUCUUGACCUUCGAACUUAAAGAUUGUAGAUUGUCAAUAGAAAGGUUUAUGCUGUGGUGAUGAAGAAAAAUGUUUCAGUUAGAACGAUUAAGAGAUUGUUUACAGGCUCAUAAGAUAGGUAUAGACUGUGUAUAAAAUGAUUCCACAUCGACAAUGACAAGGAAAUUGCUGAUGAGACCGGGAUCUUUGUACACCCUGCAACAUUUCAGAGGUGUAGCGUACAUACAUAAAUAACUUCUAUGUAUAAGAUACAACCAAUGACAAUGAAUAUUGUCCGUACAUAACAGGCUGAAGGAUUUUUAAGUCAAGACGGUUAAAGAACAAGUUCGACAUUUCAACUGGAAACUGGUAACUGAAUCAUUCACAGCAGACCCAUAUAGGUAAUAAAUGGUAAACGAUAA
Molecule: messenger RNA, 5447 nt
Organism: Branchiostoma floridae (Florida lancelet)
Lineage: Eukaryota; Metazoa; Chordata; Leptocardii; Amphioxiformes; Branchiostomatidae
Product: mucin-5B-like
Exons: 21
Coding region: 208-3246 (1012 amino acids)
Cellular component (GO): extracellular matrix
Molecular function (GO): protein binding; serine-type endopeptidase inhibitor activity
Source: RefSeq, a predicted model, not a curated record